AGUCAUGUAUGGAAGGGGGCGGGGCUGACCUGGCCCUCUACUGCACACACUGAGAGCUAGCUAGCUGUGAUACCUGUAUAUACUAGCUAGCUAGCUAUUUAAGCUACAUCUACAGCUAGCUAGCUAGCUGCAGUGAUGGAGCGCUCCCUCCCGUCCCUAGCCACCGAAGAGAGCAGUGUGAAGACUCACACACUAGUGGAGGAGCUCAGAGGUAUUGUACUGAGGUUGAGGGGGUCUGACUGCCCAGUGGUGGACAAUAGUGACCACCUCACUCCACUCUGUGAAACACUUGAGGCUAUUCUCAGACACGGACUAAAGAAACCCAACACUUGGUUUGGAUUCAACAAACAAGACUACUGGUCCUGGAUUGAGCCACUUCAGGACUACUACUUUAAUCAGAAGGAGAACCCACUACUACGAGAGGUUGUACUAACAGUGGCCAAGUCCAGAAAGUGUCGCUCUGUUGUUGGCUCUGGACGUUGCUUCAUUCGAGUUGCUCUCAACCAGAAGCUCAUCUCUGUUCCUAUAGAACACCUUGCCGCUAAUAAAAGGCUCACACAGUACUGGUAUUCUAAUGACAGCAUUAUCGGUGAUCCAGCGCUGAGAGACAGACUGAUGGCUGUACUGUUUGAAGUGACCAAUGUUGACUUCCAACUCACUCUCUCCAACUCAAGCUUCCUAGAUGAGACCUGGGUACUGCCAGUCGUGCAGUCCAUCUCCAUAGCACCCGUCAAAACACUCAACACUUUAUUAAGUUAUGUGGACAAUAGGGCGCUAGUUGUUGAGCUGGAGAAGGACUGUCUAGCGGAGCAAGCUGGUGUGGAGGUGGGGGAUGUAUUGGAUGAGGUGUGUGGUACACCAGUUCAUGGAAAUAGUCGUGGGAAGUUGAAGCCACUCCUCGCUGCUCAUUCCAUAGACAGCACUGACUUUGUUAUAGUCAAGAAACACUUGCCUGAUGGUUGCUUGUUCCUGCCUAUUCUGCAAAGACAACUGGAGAAUGAUGAAUUAGCUGGAGUGAGUGGGCGUAAGCACAAGAGGAGACCAUCAGAUAAAAUACAAACUGUUGGAACUAGCACUGAGUACUGUGUUGCGUAUCUGGGUAAGGAGGAUGUGUGUGAGACAUCUCAAGAGGUCAUUGACAGGUCCAUCUCUCGUGUGCUCACAUCAGAUACACCAACACAAAGUGCUAUUGUAUCAGUGGCUGCUUCUGAGCUAUUGUUACUAGCUGCUGGAUCACGGGAGGAGUUGGGCCGCUGGGGACUGUCGGCUGUGGCUAGUUGUGGUAGAGGGGAGGUACAUGGAUCAUGCAUUGCUCUGUUAGUCACCGCACACACACACUCUCUCUGUGCACAUGUUCUCGAGACUCCAUCAAUUGAACUAGCACAAGCUGUUAGCGCUCAAAUAGUGGCAGCGCAUUUUGCUAGCAAGGGAGGCUACUAUUUGAGUGCGGCCUUUAUACAAGAGCGGCCUCUGAUCGAGCAUAUACGGUAUAUAUACGGUCAUCACACAAAGAUGAGCUCUAGAGUUCUCCUCCAUCAGUAUACAAAACUUCAGCCUGUAUCAUUCAGAGUCACUUUAUUGAGGUGUGUGUGCAGUGAAUCAGACCCUCCUCUUGAAGUGUUUACAGGCCCUGUCCCACGAGACAAGUUGAAGGUGAGCUACUCGCGCAGCGGUGGACCAGGAGGACAGAAUGUUAACAAAUUGAACACUAAAGCAGAGGUACGCUUCCAUGUGCCCUCUGCAGACUGGCUGCCAGAGAGAGUCAAGGAGAGAGUACAGCUAAUGUUCAAGCCUCGACUGACCAAGGAUGGAGAGCUGAUAAUCAUAUCUCAGAAACAUCGUUCUCAACACAUGAACUUGUCUGAUGCUAUAUCACGCCUGGAGGCUCUGUUAGAGGAAGCCUCUGAAGUGCCCAAGGGACCAUCACAGCAAGUGGCAGCACGAGUUAGAGCAUUGAAAAGAAUUGCUUCAAGAAAGAGGUUAACAGAUAAAAAGUAUCACUCCAAUAAGAAGAAAGAUAGAAGUUGAACAAUAGUGUAGCUGCAUGCAUGUAUACAAUAAUAAUAUUCAUGUAACAAAGUAAUUAAUUAUGACAGUUUUACACAGUG
Messenger RNA from Halichondria panicea, 2108 nucleotides. RefSeq lists its product as uncharacterized. Gene Ontology annotation, molecular function: peptidyl-tRNA hydrolase activity; protein binding; translation release factor activity, codon nonspecific. The record is from RefSeq and is a predicted model, not a curated record. Gene Ontology annotation, biological process: mitochondrial translational termination. Gene Ontology annotation, cellular component: mitochondrial large ribosomal subunit. NCBI's taxonomy places the organism in Eukaryota, Metazoa, Porifera, Demospongiae, Suberitida, Halichondriidae. The transcript is spliced from 21 exons. The coding region runs from base 136 to 2028 and encodes 630 amino acids.